CGUUUGGUGCGCAGAAAUCUGUGCGCAUUUUCUCCUGCAGAUGUUUAACAGCCACGCGGCUUACCGAGACACAUGUGCGGGGAAAACGCCAGGUCCUGAUCCUUCAUAAAAAUGUUAUCCUCUGGAAAAUCACAGGGAUAUGCAACAUCUGGGACUUCCGUGGGUAGUUUGCGUUAUGGGCAUUACUGACUUUAUGAGAAAUGCUCUAUGAGUUCUUCUUAUAUCCUCCUAAUAUGGGCCGCCUGCAACAAUCAGUUCAUUUUACAGAUUUAACACAUUUUCUUAUUUAUCAAUGCCUUUUUUUGCUGACUCAGUGUUUAAGGAGUCAAAUGAUUUAUCUUUAAUUAUGUUUGAAUAAAGACACAUAUGCUUGAUUUAGCCAUAUGACAUCUUAAUUAUGUAACUUGCUUACAUGCUAAAUGCAUCGCUGUAGAUGUUUCAGAUUACCAAAAUAAGUUUAAUGUCACACUACACAAAAACAACUGAAGUAAAUGCACGUGUUUUAUUUUUAAUUUUUUAAUUUAUUUUAUUUUUUCAAUGUAUUGCUUAAAUGACAAAGUAAAACAGUUCGCCAAGCCAGUCUGGUCCUGUGUGAAAACCAGCAGAAUAAAGAAAUUGCUUAAAUAGAACCAGUGUGAAGUAUGUUUAAAGAACUCUUAGUAAAAAUACAAAACAAAACAAAAAGAUCAUGCCCCCAUCUAAAGCAAGAGCAGCUGUGAAAUAUUCUGAAAGGGGUCUGGAAAUAAUGACACAGGCAUAAGACUUUGCAACUCUUAAAGCAGACAGAGGUGAUCAAUGAAUUCAUCAACGGUCUUUCCAGACUAACUGAGGUCAAUGACUUCCUUCUCUUUCAAUCAAGCCAUGAUGUCUUUUUUUUUGUCAACUCUGGGUGACAGUGGAAGAUUUCUAGACAACUUUGUUUAAUCUCUGUUUGAUUUAUGCUUUAACUACUUUUUCACGUUGGGUCAUUUUGUUUUGGACAACUUUUGUCCUUGAUGAAUGAAAUCAGAAUUUGAGAAUUUUUACAGUUGUUUUUGUUUACUUAUAGGCUAUCUUUGUUUGACUGUCUGAAACAUUUAAGUGUAACAAAAAGCAACUGAUGCUAUCAUAAAUGACAUUAAACCCAAAUAGCUUCCGUUGGUGAGUCUCUUAUUAAAACCUUUUGCAAGGCCUCGGAGUUUCCUGAAAGGAGUGUGGUUUUGGUGUGGUGAGGUAAUGACUUAUUUUAAGGUGUGGUACAGUCAUGUCAGUUCAGCUAAGGCCUCACACAUGCCUCAACAGGGGGGCUCUUUGACAGAGAGAUGAAUAAAAGCCAAUAAUGCUUUUGCAUGACGACAUCAUUUCAACACAGGUAGAAUUUGUCGUCACGGUAAAUAAUCAAACUUAACAAACCUUUAGUGAUGAAACUCAUCAUCAUCACACAUUUCGCAAGUUAAAAAAGUUUGCCCUGUUGUCAUUUGUACUUGUGAGUUUUGAAAUGACACUUUGGUCCACUAUUUGAAAAAGCAACACUUCAGAGCUUCAGAGAGAAAUGUAGACAGUGCAGGGUUGAAUGCUGGGGAAAGUAAAGUGAAGAGAUGGAAAAGCUGUAUUUUCAUUAAAGUGGCAUCAGGGUUGGAUUUGCUGCUAAGUAAGGUGUGUUAAACAGAUGCUCCAGCUGUGGUCCAAAUGCUACAAAUGAGUCCUAGUCAGCAAAAGAAAGGAAAUCAUCCCAGACCAGGUCAGCCAAAAACAACAGGGAAGAAGAACACAAUGUUAGGCACCAGCAGCAGACGCUGCAGGAACAGAGGAGUUGGCUAUCAUUUUUGAACUGCAUCUCCAGGAAGAAUAUGGACUGUGAAAAAAAUACACUCCAUUCAACUCCUUUUUAUCGCAAGAAAGAUAAUUAGCUUGAUUUGACCCCGAUGACAGAGAAACGUGUGCCAUUUCCGCCAAAAUGAAUUAAAAUAAAACAACCCCUGCUCGAGUAAGCGAGGGGGUAAAAACUAAACAUCUCCGAGUGGCAACAAAGAGUCCAGUUGCAAUCUGGAUCUAACACAGAAGGAACCUGAGGACUCUUUGGGGGCAUCUUUUUACCAACGUGCUCUGCUGCUGAGAAGCCAGGAGCUGGUGAAACUCUACCUCUGCAGUUUAAUAUUUAAACCCUGUCGAGAGUUUGGUUCCCCUGAGGCAUCGGGAUUACCUUGGCUUUGUCCUCCUGUAGCGUAGCAGCACCCAAACUGACCUGAGUCACACCGACAGAGAGCUCAGGACUCACAACCAGAUUUUUGGACUGAUCCAGCUCCAAAUGCUAUAGAGAAUCAGUAGAACAUAAGAACAGUGGUGAGGACCGACACACAUAAUGUACAUGAACACAUCUGGGACUUCUAGAAGAUCCUACUCCCUGACCUUCCUGGGAAAGAAAGUAGGGAGGCAUCACUCAGUGGCACCUGCUGGGAAGCAAAUUGCCUGGGAGACGACUAUCAGGUCGACGGAGGAGCCGGAGGAGCCGUCCCAGUCAGGCCAUGCCCCUGUAUCGGAGCAGGAUUUGGAAAACCUACCCGGGAGUGUACCUGAGUUAAAGGAGCGGAGGACAAGUCCAAGAUUUCCCAACUCACAGUUUCAGCAGUACGGAAACAUCGCAUCAGACACGCAUCGGCACAAAAGUCCAUGGAGGAGGAGGUGGGCUGCUUUUAGACGCUGGAUUGUUGCAGACAGGAGGAAAUGCAAUGGACAAGGCUCAUCAGAAUCUCAGCUGGGAGUUGGCAGUGAUGACAGAGAAGCUGCGCGCUCACAGGAACUCAAGAUUUACAUCCCCUAUGAGUCGGCUGAGCUCUGCAUCGCUCAGGAGCAAAGAGCUGAGAGGAGAAGAUGGAAAGAAGACACCCUGCAAUGGCAGAAAGAAAAAAUUGCUGAAGACAUGAAGACAAUGAAGAAGAGGCAUCUGCAAACAGUGCAGGAACUGGAGGAGAAUUUCCAGUUCACGGCUCAGGAGACACAAGAACGGAUCAUACAGAAGGUCAGAUCUCACUAUCAGAACAAACUGAACACUGUGAGGAGAUUCCUGGACCUCUACCAGGACAAAGUGGAGAAGACGAAGGCUGACCUGGAGAAGAACGUUGCAGAGCUGACUGCACACAACGAGCAGCUGCUGGAGGAGCAAAGAGCUGAGAGGAGAAGAUGGAAAGAAGAGACCCUGCAAUGGCAGAGAGAAAAAAGCAAAAUGCUGGAGCUGUUCUCCAGCAGGCUGGAUGCCCUGCACUGCCACCAGGCCUCCACACUGCAGGAGCUGCAGAUGGCCAGACAAGAAAUAGGGCAAGUCCAAGAAAUAUUGGUAGUAUCUUCAUCACAGGCGCAACAGGAAGCAGCAGAAGAUGAGGAGGGGUCAGACAAGAAAGAACAAACGGAGACAUGCAGUGUCUCAGAUCAGCCACUGGAGGGGGCCAACGCCCGCCUGGAGGAGCUGAAGGAGAGCCUGUACCAGAAGGAGAGGGAGCUCACUGAGCUCCUGGAAGCAGAGAGGAUCCCCGUCCCUCCUGUCCCACAGCCACACUGCAGCGUCCUGCUCCCCACCGUCAUAACCAAGGCCCAUGAAAUCUGCAGUGCAGUGCCAGAGUCGAGAGCUCUUUUGCACCAAAUGAUAGAAGACAAUCGGGUUGCUUUGGCUGAAGCCAGAGACAAACUUCAUCUGCAAACCGCUAAACAGGACAGCAAUGAUAAAGAGAAGACUCCCAGACAAGAGGGGUCAGAUGAGUCAAGUCUGUCUUUUCUGCAAGAGACAGUGAGGGAACAUGAGGUGUGUCAAAUUGCUUUAGACUACAUCAAAUCUGGGGAAUGCCCUGUAAUGAAUGAUUGUGAAAUGUCUGAGCUGGAGGACAUCCUGGGACAAGAGACACUUCCAACCGCACAGAGGACUGUAAAGGGGAUUGGCCACCAGCUUCUCCUGCUGCAGGAUCAGCUGAAGCGAGAAAAGGAAGAGAAGAAGAAGGUAGUUGAGAAUUACACAUCAGAAAGAGCAAUGAGGAAGAAAUAUUAUAACAUGGUGGAAGAAAUGAAAGGUAAAAUCAGGGUGUUUUGUCGAAUUCGUCCAGUGAACCGAAGUGAAGCUACACAAGGUGGGUCCGUUGUGGUGGCUAAAUUAGACGAUUACUCUGUCACUGUGGAAACCCAACGAGGGCCCAGAGAGUUUCAGUUUGAUAAGGUGUUCAGUACAGAGGCCUCUCAGGAAGAUUUGUUUCAAGAUGUAAACAGGCUGAUGCAGUCAGUCAUCGAUGGAUACAAUGUUUGCAUUUUUGCAUAUGGCCAGACAGGCUCAGGGAAAACUUUCACCAUGGUUGGGGACAAAGAUCAGAAGAACCCUGGGAUUAUGCCCAGAUCUUUUAACGGCAUAUUUGACAUCAUGCGCGAGAACGGCUCUAAAUUUGACUUCAAGGUUUCGGCGUAUAUGCUGGAGCUGUACAACGACAGGUUGCAGGACCUCUUCGUGAGCCAGGCGGGUGAGGCCCAUGCGCAGACACAACCCCAUGGCCCGACCAGGCGGGUGGAGAUCAAAAGGAACAGAAAGGGGGUUGUGUUCGCCCAAGGAGCAGAGACAAAGGAGGCUUCCAGUGCCCAGGAGCUUUAUGCUCUGUUCCAACAGGCUUGCGCCAAUCGACACAUCUCCGCCACCAAGAUGAAUGUGGAGAGUUCCCGCUCCCAUCUGAUUGUUGGCAUCAUGGUGGAGAGCAGGAAUCUGACUAUUGGGAGUGUCAACACCGGAAAGCUGAGCCUUGUAGAUCUGGCAGGGAGUGAAAGAGCAGCAAAGACCGGUGCCAAGGACCACCAGCUAAAGGAGGCAAACUCAAUCAACAAGUCUCUGAGUGCCUUGGGUGAUGUGAUCUCAGCAUUGUCUGCGGAGCUGCCACAUGUACCAUACAGGAACAGCAAGCUCACACAGGUUAUGCAGGACUCUUUGGGAGGAAAUGCCAAAACCCUCAUGAUUGUCAACAUUUCCCCAUCAGAAUACAAUCUGGACGAAACUCUCACAUCUCUCGUUUAUGCAACGAGAGUGAAGGCCAUAACUAACAACGCCCAGAGAAAUGUGGACAGUAAAGAGAUCGCCCAGCUGAAAGAGGUGAUCAUGAAGCUGAAAUCUGGACAGGCAGUGGAAGAGGUGGAUGUUUGAUAGGCUGUUGUUUCUGCACACUGUGUUUUAUCGGGCAGUCUUGUAAUCGCUGGCAUGUUUAAAAGGUUUAAAUGUUGGAUGAAGAUGGGCGUUCACAAGUAAGUCACAUUUUGCUUUAGAGAUUGAAAGCUGUUUGAAAAUGAAUGUUGGUGCAUUGAGCUAUAGAAUAAAGCUCCCACAGUUCAGGUUCUGUUUGUCUAAAGGAUGACAAAGACUUAGUGAUUCAUACAUGCAAAGGAUUAUUGUAUAUGUCUAAAAAACUGAAAGCAAAAAGCUCAUGUUGUGUUUCUUUAACAGUGAAUUUACAAGCUGAGACUGAAAACUCUAGUUUGACUUAUAAUAUGAAAGAAAAAGGACUGGAAAAGCUGUAGUCUAAAAUAAUAAACUUUGAUAUUAAUCUAUUAUAUCAUUUCAUGCACUGUGAUUUUAUUUAUAUCUUUACGUAUCCUGUUGGGAUUUUUGUGACAGACAGUUUUGUUUACAGAGACUUCAUG
Messenger RNA from Xiphophorus maculatus (southern platyfish), 5637 nucleotides. It is a transcript of the gene kifl, whose product is annotated as kinesin-like protein KIN-14I. The coding region runs from base 2342 to 5143 and encodes 933 amino acids. The transcript is spliced from 24 exons. The record is from RefSeq and is a predicted model, not a curated record. NCBI's taxonomy places the organism in Eukaryota, Metazoa, Chordata, Actinopteri, Cyprinodontiformes, Poeciliidae. Gene Ontology annotation, biological process: microtubule-based movement. Gene Ontology annotation, molecular function: microtubule binding; ATP binding; microtubule motor activity.